AUGUCUGCCCCAAUCAACGAGCCCAUCGCCGUCGUUGGCAGUGCUUGCAGAUUCCCCGGAGGGUCAUCCUCCCCCUCUAAGCUUUGGGAUUUGCUCAAAAACCCCCGUGAUGUUUUGGGAAGAAUUGACCGAUUCAAGGCGGAGAGUUAUCACCACGUUGAUGGCCACCACCACGGUGCCAGCAAUGUUCUCGACGCCUACUUAUUGGACGAGGAUACCCGCACCUUUGACACUCAGUUCUUCAGCAUCCAGGCUGGAGAAGCCGAAUCCAUCGAUCCCCAGCAGCGUGUUUUGCUCGAGUCAGUUUACGAGGGCAUUGAGUCUGCUGGCAUGACAGUUGAAGGCUUGCAAGGCACCCCCACCGCCGUCUAUGUCGGCCUCAUGUGCGACGAUUACAACGGAAUCGCCUACCAUGAUGGCGAAGCCGUUCCCAAGUAUGCGGCUACUGGCACUGCUAGAAGCAUCAUGUCCAACCGAGUGUCAUACUUCUUCAACUGGACCGGCCCGUCGAUGACCAUCGAUACUGCUUGCUCCUCCAGUCUUGUCGCUGUUCAUCAGGCAGUGCAGACUUUGAGAAGCGGCGAGUCUCGCGUUGCAGUUGCCGCAGGUGCCAACCUUAUUUUUGCUCCAAAAAUGUUCAUUGCUGAGAGCAACCUCAACAUGCUGUCUCCCACUGGUCGAUCCCGUAUGUGGGAUGCUGGAGCGGAUGGUUACGCCCGCGGUGAAGGUAUUGCAUCAGUAGUCUUAAAGACGCUGAGUGCGGCCAUUGCUGACGGAGACAACAUUGAGUGCAUUAUCCGAGAAACUGGCGUCAAUCAAGAUGGAAGAACCCCGGGUAUCACCAUGCCGAGCUCGACAGCUCAAGCUGCUUUGAUCCGUCAAACUUACGCCAAAGCCGGUCUCGAUCUCAAUAAGACAACCGACCGCCCUCAAUAUUUCGAAGCUCACGGAACUGGCACCAAGGCUGGCGACCCUCAAGAGGCGGGUGCCAUCUUCCGGGCAUUCUACGAUGGAAGGGGUAUCACUGACCCAGAAGAUAUCCUUCAUGUUGGUUCUAUUAAAACUGUCAUUGGACACACCGAGGGCACCGCCGGUCUUGCUGGCCUCAUCAAGGCAUCUCUAGCCAUUCAGAACAAGACAAUUCCUCCCAAUAUGCAUUUCAACACCUUGAACCCGGAUCUGGAGCCAUAUUAUGGCCACCUACAGAUUCCCACCGUGGCUAAGGCGUGGCCUGAGCUUCCAGACGGAACACCACGCAGAGCAAGUGUAAACAGCUUUGGGUUUGGUGGUACAAAUGCCCACGCCAUUAUCGAAGCCUAUGAACCAAGCACUGAGGUUGUAGCACGAAAGCAACCAGCUUCCUCUAUAGCGAAGGUGGCCAUCCCGUUUGCCUUCUCGGCUCCCUCGGAGAAGGCUCUCGCAACGCAACUCAACAGCUACCUUGCUUUCUUACGCAAGAACCCAGAGGUUGACCUGAAGGCCAUGGCCUGGACCUUGUCCCGUCGAUCAGCUUUCAACUUCCGAACAACUGUCUCUGCUGUUACUUCGGAGUCUCUCAUAUCGAAGAUUGAUUCAAAGCUUGAAGCAAAGACCUCCGGCAACACCCCCAUUGGUGUCCGUCAGCUCAAAGACGGCCAGGGAAUUCUUGGUGUCUUCACGGGACAGGGUGCCCAGUGGGCUGCUAUGGGACGCGAGCUGAUUUUGUCCUCCACUAUUGUCGAGGGUAUUAUUGACGAGCUCGAAAAGUCUCUAGGAGACCUACCAGCUGCUGAUCGUCCAACAUUUUCCCUGAAGGCGGAGAUUUUGAAACAGGGGAAGGAAUCCAGAAUUGCCGAGGGCCUGUUGUCCCAGCCCUUAUGCACAGCUGUGCAGGUAGUCCUCGUCAACCUCCUGAAGACAGCUGGUGUCACAUUUGAAGCGGUCGUGGGCCACUCCAGUGGCGAGAUUGGUGCUGCAUAUGCCGCAGGCUAUAUCAGCGCUUCCGACGCCAUUCGUAUUGCAUACUACAGAGGCUUCUACGCUAAGCUUGCUAAGGGGCCAAACGGCGAAAAGGGUUCCAUGCUGGCAGCUGGAACAUCCAUCGACGAUGCUAACGAACUUUGCCAGCUUCCCAGCUUCGAGGGUAGAAUGCAAGUGGCUGCAAGCAACUCAUCCUCCAGCGUUACCCUCUCUGGCGACGAGGAAGCCAUCGAAGAAGCUUUGGAAAUCUUGAAAGACGAGGGAAAGUUUGCUAGACAGCUCAAGGUUGACACUGCAUACCAUUCUCACCACAUGAUACCUUGCUCUGAAGCUUACACCAAAUCUUUGGAGGAGUGCAAGAUAGAGAUCUUGACUCCACCAGAGGGCUCCGCCCGUUGGUACUCCUCGGUCUUCGGUGGGAAGAGGCCUGUGAAGGGUGAUGGCCUGGAAAGCACCUAUUGGAUGAAGAACAUGCUUCAACCUGUGCUAUUCUCCCAAGCAUUGACCGAAGCACUUGCCAGCGAAGAGGUUCCGGCAAUUGCAAUGGAAGUUGGCCCCCACCCAGCUCUGAAGGGUCCGGCAAGCGGCACGAUCGAAGAAGUCCUCGGCCAUGGCCUCCCAUACACUGGGACAUUGGCCCGCGGCACUAAUGACGUCGAAUCUCUUGCCGAUACUCUAGGCUUCCUCUGGACCUCGUUCGGCCCAUCAGCUGUCGACUUUGCUGCAUAUAGGCAAUUGUUUGCCAACGCCGACAAUACGAUCAUGAAGACUCUCCCAACAUACAAAUGGGACCAUGAUCGAGUUUACUUCUACGAAGCACGUACCUCCAGAGUUCAACGCCUCCGAAAGGACCCCACCCACGAGCUUCUUGGUGUUCGAAUGGACGAUGAAGAAGAGGGAGAGUACAGAUGGCGCAAUUACAUCAAGCCAAAUGAGAUCCCUUGGCUCUCCGGCCAUCUCAUCCAGGGGCAACCUCUGUUCCCCGCGGCAGGCUUUGCUGUCAUGGCAGUUGAAGCUUCCAAGGUUCUUGUACCUGCAAGUGAGGUUGCAUUGGUUGAACUCCACAAUUUCAGCAUCCAUCGCGCACUGGCAUUCCCUGAUGAGACUGCUGGCGCCGAGAUCCUUUUUACUCUCUCGACAGUGACCAAGGGUAACGGUGUCAUCAUCGCAAACUUCACCUGCUCUGCUUGCUCAAACAGAGAUUCCGGAUCCCUCGAAUCUAUGUCCAACGGACAGUUGGUGCUCCGCCUCGGUGAGCCGUCCUCCGAUGCUCUGCCAGACAGACCAGCUCAGCCAUUCGACCUGAAGGAUGUCGAUGUCGAUGAAUUCUACGAUAGUUUGGCCGUUCUAGGCUAUAACUACAACGGUCCUUUCCGUGGAAUUUCCCAACUUCAGCGCGCAAUGGAUAUCUCAUCUGGUACCAUGUUCAUUCCCACCGAAAGCGAUGAGAUCUGCCCGUACACAAUCCACCCUACCACCUUGGAUGUCGGUUUCCAAGCACUUUUUGGAAGCGUUGGUGCACCAGGCGAUGGACGUCUUUGGACUCUCCAUGUCCCAACCACCAUCGACAGGAUCAAGAUCAAUCCUACUGCAUGCCCAACUAAUGCUGGUCUCGGUAUUGAGCUUCCAUUCAACACUGGCUUGGCUCCCCAAGAAGCCGGAACCUACGGGUUUACUGGAGAUGUCGCAAUUUAUGAUGAGGCUGGAAAACACUGCCUUGUCCAAUGCGAGAGCCUUCGUGUCUCUGCCCUUGCACGGCCGAACGAGGCAAGCGAUCGUCAUAUCUUCUCUGAGACUCUCUGGAACCUCGUCGAACCAGAUGUGACUACUAACUACAAGGAGUUUGUCGAGACUGAUCUCCAAGCACGCACUGGUAUCCUCGCCGAGCGUGCCUGCUUGUUCUACAUGAAGCAGCUCCACGAGACAAUCACCGCCGAGGAGCGAGAGAAGUGCGACUCGCACCGAAAGGCCGUCUUAAACUGGGCCGAACACAUCGUCUCUCUCACCGCUCAAGGCAUCCACCCGAUCCUCAAGAAAGAGUGGAUUAACGAUACUGCUGAAUCUCUCAAGCCAACCCUUCUCAAAGAGGCCGAGCAGUACGAGGACUGGAAGAACCUGCUGUUUGUGGGUGAUACCAUGAUUCCAUUCAUUCGCGGCGAAGUCAACAUGCUCGAGGAGUUCCAGAAGCACGAUAUGCUUGACUGGCUCUACAAAGGCACCGAUGGAACCAGGGAUUACAACGCCUACCUCGGUGGUUUGGUGAAGCAAAUUGCCCACAGAUUCCCGUAUAUGAACAUCCUGGAGAUUGGUGCUGGUACUGGUAGUGCAACUGAGGCCGUUGUCAAAUCAGUUGGCCACUCCUAUGCAUCAUACACUUACACCGACAUCUCUGAUAGUUUCUUCCCAGAAGCCUCAAAGAUUUUCGCCGAUCAUUCUAAUGGAUUCGUUUACAAAGUCCUCGAUGCCACAAAGGACGUCACUGAGCAAGGCUUUGAGGAAGGCGGUUAUGACCUAAUUGUCGCUUCCAAUGUUCUUCACGCCACCCCUUACCUUGACGAGACUCUUAGCAACACACGCAAGCUUUUGAAGCCUGGUGGAUAUUUGAUCAUGCUCGAAAUUACGGAGACUGACUGGCUCCGUCUUGGCUUCCUGUUCUCCGGAAUGUCUGGAUGGUGGGCUGGAGCUGACGACGGCCGUCCAUACACCCCAUUGGUAUCAACCGACGUGUGGGACGGUGUAUUCCGCCGCACUGGCUUCUCUGGUAUUGAUACUGUCACUCCUCCUUCUAAGAGCUGGUUGACUCCUUUCUCCGUCAUGUUGACCCAAGCUGUUGACACGGAGAUGAGCCUCAUCCGACAGCCUUUAUCUUUGCAAGCCGAAAAGCCAAUCAUUGAGAAGUUGCUGAUUCUUGGUGGACAAGAGGAGGAAACCUAUGACCUUGCCGAGGAAGUCCAGGAAAUGCUGAAGCCGUUCUACAGCACUUCGGAAAUCAUCGACAAGCUGGAAGAUAUUAAUGAGGAUAACUUCUCCUCUAAGCACACCGUCCUUUGUUUGGCGGAACUCGACGAGCCAGCUUUCAAGCCAUUCUCGGAGGCCAAAUACAGGGCUGUCCAGACCCUCAUGGACCAAGGUCAGCACAUGCUCUGGGUCGUCAAAGGAGCUAAUGGCGAGAACCCAUACUCAAGAAUGAUGAUUGGUGUCGGCCGCUGUAUGGAGGCCGAGCGCAAGGAUGGCCACAAGCUUCAGUUCAUCGAUAUGGAUCUGAAUGAGAAGCCUAAUGCGCAAAUGAUUUCGGAGACCCUCCUGCGCAUGCAUAUUGUUGAGUCGUGGAAGAACAACUCAUACAGCCCACUUUGGACUUUGGAAUUGGAGCAGCAUGUGAAAGAUGGGAAGCUAUCUGCCCCUCGAUACCAACCAUGCUCUACUCUUGACCGCCGCUACAACUCGAACAAGCGACUGAUCAAGAACGAUGUAGCCCUUGGAGCUGCCACCGUCGCCAUCUGCCGUGCCGGUGCCGCCUUCGAGCUCGAGGAACACAUUCCACAGGUGUUCGAAUUGGAAGCAUCCAGAGCCAGUGAUCUUGUUACGCUUCAAGUCAGACGAUCUGUCUUAUCUGCAAUUAAGAUUAAGUCGGUGGGGUUCUUGCACCUUGUUGUGGCCGAGGAUGUUAAGACUAAGGAGAAGGUUCUUGCUCUUACAGACAGUCACCGAUCAACUAUCUCGGUGCCCAAGACCUGGACCACCUCAAUUGAGGUUACCGAGGAAGAGGAGCUGAAUCUCCUUGUCGGUGCCGCCACUGAGCUAGUUGCUGAUGCCAUCCUUAGCAAGGCAACCGGAUCAUUCCUCGUUCAUGAGCCGACUACCUUGCUUGCCCAAGCACUCAGCCGAAAAGCUUCUGAUAAGAUUACCGUUUCUUUCACCACAGCAAAGGGUACAUCCUCAUUCCACCACAUUCAUCCAUCGACCUCCCAAACCAUCAUCGAUUCCCAUAUCCCCAAAAAUGUUUCAGCCUUCGUCGACCUCUCAGCAGCAACCGAUGCUGAUGGAAUCGGUGCUCGUAUCGAGCGACAGCUUCCUGCUAAGUGCAAGGUUAAGCACUCUGGCGUCUUCUUUGGCCCAGAAGGCUUUGCUCGCCAGACCGCCUCCGACCUCUCGGAGACUCUGAAAGAUGCUUUUGCCCGAUCGAAAGCGGAGCUCUCGAGCACCUCAUCUCUCAGCCAGGUUAAGAAUAUUUCCCUAGAGGACAUCGAGAACUGCACUGUCGAGAGUGAGACUCUCCGAACUGUGGACUGGACUGCAAAGGCUGUGGUACCAGUGAAACAGCGACUUGCUGAGAAGAAGGUGGAAUUCCGAGGUGACAAGACUUACUUCAUGAUCGGAUUGUCAGGCGACUUGGGCCUGUCUAUCUGCAGAUGGAUGAUCGAGCACGGUGCUAGAUAUAUUGUUAUCACCAGCCGAAACCCCAAAGUUGAACAGAGUUGGUUGGAUACGAUGGCUGCCAAAGGCGCUACGGUGAAGGUCUGGCCAAUGGAUAUCACGAGCAAGUCAUCCGUCAGAAAAGUCCACAAGAUGAUCUGCGAGACGCUUCCCCCCAUUGCUGGUGUUGCCAACGGUGCUAUGGUCCUCAAGGAUGGCCUCCUCUCGAGAAUGCCUCACGAGCAGUUCGGCCGAACCCUCAAGCCAAAGGUCGAUGGCUCCAUCUUCCUUGAUGAGCUCUUCCCUAAGAACAACCUCGACUUUUUCAUCCUCUUCUCCUCCCUUGCCUAUCUUGCUGGCAAUGUUGGCCAGACGCCAUAUGCGGCAGCUAAUGGCUUCAUGGUUGCAUUGGCCGAGGGACGACGAAAGCGAGGACUUGCCGGAAGUGUGAUGAACCUCGCUGGUAUUACCGGUGUUGGUUACAUUGAUCGCUUCGAUAAGGGCCUUCACGACAGUCUGGAUAAGAUGGGCUACACCAGGGCCUCCGAGUGGGAUGCCCACCAAUUCUUUGCUGAAGCUGUCAUUGCUUCGCAUCCUGACUCAGGCCGAAGCUUCGAGAUCUCCAAUGGAGUCAAAUCAUUCGAUGUGGAGAAGGAUACAGAACUUCCAUUCUGGAUCAACAUUCCCAGAUUUGCUCACUAUAAGGUUAUUAAGGCAAGUGCAGCGGAUGGAAAGGACAGCAAACGCACGGUAUCUAUGAGAGCACAGCUCAAGGAACAAACAACUGAGGAGGGCGUUAUGGAAAUACUUCUUAACGGUUUCCUCGGCGUUCUUUACCAGAAAUUGAACAUGCUACCGGAAGAUAAUGGCAUUACUACCGAAUCAAGUCUUGUGGAGCUUGGGAUCGAUUCCCUCGUCGCGGUGGAUAUGAGGUCUUGGUUCCACAAUGAGCUUGACCUCGAUAUGCCCGUGCUCAAGAUCUUGGGAGGUGCAACCGUUGCUGCUAUGGUUGAAGAUGCUUUCGAUAGACUGUCCCGAGACCUCAUCCCAAACUGCAAAGCGGGUGAGGCGGACAAGAGCGAGGGAACGGCCGGUGACAAGCCUGGCGCAAAGGUCCCGGAAGGAGGAAAGGAAAAGUCCGGCAGUGAGACCUCCGAGUCAUCAUCCGUGGUCAUUGUCUCAGCAGAGGAGGCCUCCCAAGGUACUUUGACGCCUCCUUCUUCGACGGACUCCCCUGUUGACGGCGAAAAGGAUGAUCUAUUCGAAGUGCAGCCGAUGCCCACAUUCAUCAAGACCGAAAGAAUGGCGUACGGUGCAUCGCAAUUCUGGUUCUUGGGGCAAUACCUUGAGGACCCAACCCAUUUUAAUAUUCAAUUUACGCUAUCAAUCAAGGGUGCGCUCGAUAUCCAACGAAUGGAACUUGCAAUCGAAGGUCUAGCACAAAGACAUGAAGCCUUCAGAACCGCCUUCUAUGGUAACCCCGACCGGUUGAACGAGCCGACUCAAGGAGUGAUCGAGAAAUCCAGUUAUCACCUAGUGACGAAGAAGAUCAAUGACAUUGCCGAAGUCGAAGUCGAGUCACAGAUUACACGGGAAUAUGUCUACGACAUUGAACGUGGUGACGUUGCUAGAGCUACACUCCUCUCCUUGACGCCGAAGCACAACUUCAUGAUCUUCGGUUUCCACCACAUCAUUACCGACGGUUUCACUUUCAACCUGUUCCUGACAGAGCUCAAUGCACUAUACCAAGGCAACGAGCUUCCACCCGUUGGACUGCAGUACUCCGAUCUGGCUGCAAAGCAACGGAAAGAAGUUGAAAAUGGCUCCAUGGCAACCGAGUUGAAUUUCUUCAAAAAUCAAUUCGCCAAAAUACCCGACACGCUGCCACUCUUUCCUGUAUCCCAGGUCAAAUCGCGUCGUACAAUGACAUGCUAUGCCCAUGAAGAGGGUGAUGAGAUCAAAUUUGACACCAAAACUAUUGCGCAAAUCAAGAGCAUAUGCCGAAAGAACGGAUCAACCAAGUUCCAUUUUUUCCUUACUUGUCUCAAGGUAUUCUUGUUCCGUAUGCUGGAUGUCGAUGACAUCUGCAUCGGUAUGGCAGAUGCAAACAGGAACGAACGCGGCACAGAUUCUACUAUGGGAUAUCUGUUGAAUCUGCUCCCACUCCGAUUCGAGAGGAAUUCCAAGCAACAUUUCGCCGACGCCAUCAAGGAAUCCCGCGACAAGUCCUACGCUGCCUUGGCCCACUCAAGGUUGCCAUUUGAUGUUCUCCUGGAACAUCUCAACGUACCUCGAUCAUCUACCAACAGCCCUCUGUUCCAAGUUCUUAUGGAUUACCGUCAAUUCAGUGCAAAGAUGCCCCUCCUGGACGCCGAAGAUUACGGCGAGCAACUUCCUAGCCGAACUGCCUCUGAUCUGAUCUUGGAUAUCAGCGACGUUUCAGCAUCCGACCUUCGAGUGAACUUCAAGACUCAAGCAUACCUCUAUUCGCGCAGCAGCACCCAACUUUUGGUGAAGAGUUUCGCCCAACUGGUCAAGUCUAUUGCCGAAAACUCCACCAAAAUCAACCUGAAUAGUGCACCACUCUUCGACACCUUAGAUAUCAAAACUGCGAUGGAUCUCGGCCGAGGUCUAACGCUGGUUUCUGAAUGGCCUGGUACAAUCUCUCAUCGUAUUGAGAAUAUGGGCCUCGCCGAUCCUGAAAGCAUCGCCCUCAAAGAUGACGAAAAUGUCCUAACAUACGGCGCAAUGGCAGAGCGGGUCAAUGCUAUCAGUGCCGUCCUUUUGAGCCUUGGAGCAUCUGAAGGUUCAAUCAUCGCAGUUUUCCAAGAGCCAACAGUCGACUGGAUCUGUUCACUGCUCGCUAUCUGGAAGGCUGGCGCCACCUUUGUUCCCCUUGAAGCCCGAAACGGUAUGGAGCGGCUUGCUAUGAUCGCCAAGGACUGUGGACCUAGUAUCAUACUAUGCCACGAAGCUACGAUGAAGACUGUGCCAGAACUAAAGACCGAGUCUGCUAAAAUUGUCAACAUCACUACCAUCCCAGCCUCGAAGGACACCAUUCUGAACCGGGCCACUCCAGAAUCUAUUGCUAUGAUAGUGUACUCUAGUGGUACAACUGGGACCCCUAAAGGCGUCAAGCUACACCACGAAGCCAUUCGAGACAACUUCCAAGCCGUGAACAAAGCCUACAGCCUCGGCAAGGAGACUAUUCUUCAACAAACUGCUUACAGUUUUGAUCUUGCCAUCGCACAGGUUGUCUAUGGGCUUGGUAAUGGUGGCACUCUCUAUGUGGUUCCAAAAUCCAAACGCCUAGAUGCUCCAGCAAUCGCAGAUCUGAUUGUGACCGAGGGCAUUACCUACACCAUGGCGACACCUUCUGAGUACUUUAGUUGGCUCCGACAUAACGCAGCAGCUCUUGCUGAAUCACCAACCUGGAAUCGCGCAAUGUCUUGUGGUGAGGCUUUGACCAAGUCCCUUACCGAAGAAUUUUGGGCCUUGCGGAAACCAAACCUGAGACUCCUCAACCUCUAUGGACCCUCAGAGAUCACCUUCUGUUCUCACUACGCAGAGAUAGAAUAUCAGUCAAACGACGCGGUCCCUAUUGGACAUGCAUUGCCUAACUAUCAAACAUAUAUCGUCGACAAAAACUUGGACCUUCUUCCUGUUGGCGUCAGUGGCGAGAUUGUCAUUGGAGGAGCGGGUGUAUCCAAGGGAUACUUCAAAAACGACCAGCUUACCCAGUCUCAAUUUAUCCCCAAUAAAUAUUCUCCAUCCGAGCAGUGGCCAGUUGUCUAUCGGACCGGGGAUGUCGGUCGCCUGGAAAGCAAUGGGAAUCUGAUGUAUGAGGGACGACUUGCUGGCGACACACAAAUCAAGUUACGCGGUAUCCGUAUCGAGAUGCGAGACAUCGAGAGUACCAUUAUCAAGGCUGCGGAGGGUAACAUCUUCAAGGCCGUCACAUCUCUCCGAGGCGAUCCUGGAUUUCUCGUAGCCCAUGUUGAAUUCGCUACUGGUUUCCCAGAAAGCGAAAGAGACGAUUACUUGAAGGCUUUGUUGGCUGGCUUGCCACUUCCAAAGUACAUGUGCCCGGCCAUGAUCAUUGCAUUGGAUGCGAUUCCAUUAAACAGCCAUGCCAAGAUCGACAGGCGUGCGGUGAAUAAUAUUCCAUUGCCCCUGCUCGAGGACGAAGGCUCAAAUGAAGUCCUCAGUGAGACGGAGCUGGCUCUCAAGCAAGUUUGGGCCGAUGUUGUAUCAAAAGACAUUGGAACAGCAGCCUCGAUCCAUGGCAACACCGACUUCUUCAAUAUCGGCGGGAACUCACUUCUGCUGGUCAAACUCCAGGCAACUAUCCGUGAGCGUUUUGACGUCGUCGUCCCGAUGACUGAGAUGUUUGAAGCAAGCACACUUCGAAACAUGGCAAUCAAGAUUGACAAUUCGACUUCAGCAGUUUCGAUUGACUGGACAACGGAGACUUCCCUUGAGCAUAGUUUGUUCCGCCGCCGUUCAGUCGCGAUCACCCAAGCUCCUUCAACCAACUCUGGCUUGGCGGUUCUACUGACCGGAUCAACUGGAUAUCUUGGACGACACUUCUUAAAGCAACUGGUUAGCGACGGCAGAGUAACAACGAUCCACGCUGUUGCAGUUCGGAAAGAUAACCCCAAGAACAUGCCUCGCGAUAUCCUAAGACAGUCUCCGAAGAUUAUUGAGCACGAGGGAAACCUUUCAGAGCCAAUGCUAGGGCUCUCAGAAGCAACAUUUACAUCCCUGGCCAAUGAAGUCGAUGUCAUCAUCCACAGUGGUGCUGAUAGAUCCUUCUCCGACUACUAUCAGGUGCUUCGAGGAUCAAACUUCUGGUCUACCAGAGAGUUGGCCAAGCUAGCACUAGCUCGUCGUAUUCCUCUCCAUUUUAUAUCAAGCGGUGGCCUAGUUGAUCCAAGUAUCGUCCACACAUUAGCCGGGUCAGUCACAGGAACAGCGCCACCAAGCAAUGGGUCCAAUGGCUACCUCGCCUCGAAGUGGGCCAGCGAGGCAUAUCUCGAAAAUGCCUCGCAGAAACUUGGCCUACCUGUUCGCAUCCAUCGUGUCAUCUCUACACCAGCUGAUAAGCAACAAGCAUCUCCUGAUAUCAUCAAGGACUUCGCGGACUUGUCUACCCGCAUGGAGAAGAUUCCGGAUCAGAAUGGGUGGAAUGGUAGCUUUGAUCUCAUCUCUGCUGGUCCACUUGCGCAUCAAGUCUGCGAUUCUGCAUUGGAUAUUAAGCUAAAUGACCAGUCCACACUCUCGGUCGUCCAUUACCCGGCUGAGGCACGAUUGAAUAUGCAGGAUGUACAGAAGAGUCUAGAUGAGUAUGAGCACCGGACUACAUUUGAGCCCCUUGCUCCUCACGUCUGGGUUGGUGCGGCCAAACAGGCGGGCAUCGCCUGGCACUUUGCCUCGAUGGACCUGACAGUUGGUGGGACUGGGUUCGUCCUCAAGAGAUAA
Molecule: messenger RNA, 11856 nt
Organism: Venustampulla echinocandica
Lineage: Eukaryota; Fungi; Ascomycota; Leotiomycetes; Helotiales; Pleuroascaceae
Exons: 5
Coding region: 1-11856 (3951 amino acids)
Biological process (GO): fatty acid biosynthetic process; secondary metabolite biosynthetic process
Molecular function (GO): phosphopantetheine binding; fatty acid synthase activity; 3-oxoacyl-[acyl-carrier-protein] synthase activity
Source: RefSeq, a predicted model, not a curated record